UUUUUUCAUUUGCAGGUAGAGACAACCCACCAGUUGUUGCGGCUCUUUGAAGAGAAAAACCCAAAGAGAGAGAGAGAGAGAGAGAGAGAGAGAGAGAGAGAUUUGCAGAUGGGAUCUCAUUUUCCUUACUGUUGCUUCACUUUUUACUAGUAUUACUUCAGUUUCAUUCAUUCAACUAAUACCCACAUUUUAUUCUCAGAGCAGGACUACAAAUUCUUUGCGAGGUUUCUUAAUUUCAGUUCUUGUGAAGAGCCUCGAUGGGUUCCAGGUACCCAUCUCAUAAGCUCAGCAAUGGCCUUUAUGUAUCAGGUCGGCCUGAGCAGCCUAAAGAAAAGACUCCAACAAUGAGCUCAGUGGCCAUGCCCUAUACUGGUGGUGAUAUUAAGAAAUCCGGAGAACUGGGUAAAAUGUUUGAUAUCGAUGGUGCUAAAUCUAGGAAAUCUGGGCCUAUCACUGGUGCUCCUUCAAGGACUGGAUCUUUUGGAGGGGCUACUACGCAUUCUGGGUCAAUUCCUAAUGCUGCUGUUCGUUCUGGCUAUAACGCCUCUGGUCCUAUAUCUGGGGGCAUGUCUGGUUCAACUUCAAUGAAGAAGACAAAUUCUGGACCAUUGAAUAAACAUGGGGAACCUAUAAAGAAGUCAUCUGGCCCUCAGUCUGGUGGAGUUACACGGCAAAACUCUGGCCCAAUUCCACCAAAUCUCCCUGCUACAGGUCUCAUUACAUCUGGGCCCAUUUCUUCAGGCCCCCUAAAUUCUUCUGGGGCCCCUCGAAAAGUAUCUGGUUCUUUAGACAAUGGAGGAUCGUUCAAAACACACAGUUCCUCAAUUGCAAAUAAUCAGGCUGUUACUACUAUUAGUCAAGAUGAGGACUUUUCCUUCAGGAAGAACUUUCCAAAGCCUGUAUUAUGGUUGGUGAUUCUGAUAUUUCUGAUGGGGUUCAUUGCUGGUGGUUUUAUUCUUGGAGCGGUUCACAAUCCCAUUCUCCUCAUUGUUAUUGUGGUUCUUUUUGGUGCUAUUGCUGCAAUAUUUGUUUGGAAUUCAUGUUGGGGGAGAAGAGCUAUUACAGAUUUCAUUGCACGUUAUCCUGAUGCUGAUCUCAGAACUGCCAAAAAUGGGCAAUUUGUGAAGGUUACUGGGGUGGUUACCUGCGGCAACGUGCCCCUUGAAUCAUCAUUCCGAAGAGUUCCUAGAUGUGUCUAUACAUCUACAAGUUUACAUGAGUAUCGAGCAUGGGGUUCAAAACCAGCCAACCCUAAACACCGCCAUUUUACAUGGGGAUUGAGGUCAUUAGAUAGGCACGUGGUCGACUUCUACAUCUCUGAUUUCCAAUCUGGGUUGCGAGCUCUGGUUAAGACUGGAAAUGGUGCAAGGGUAGCUCCAUUUGUCGAUGACUCUGUUGUUAUUGAUAUUAAACCAGAAAAUAAAGACAUGUCUCCAGAGUUUGUCAGGUGGUUGGGAAAGAAAAACCUUUCAAGUGAUGAUCGAAUGAUGCGAUUGAAAGAAGGGUACAUCAAAGAAGGUAGCACAGUUAGUGUAAUGGGAAUCGUUCAGAGAAAUGACAAUGUGCUUAUGAUCAUCCCUCCACCGGAGCCGAUAGCCACUGGAUUUCAAUGGAGCAAAUGUAUCUUUCCAACAAGCCUUGAAGGUAUCAUUUUGAGAUGUGAAGAUACAUCAAAUAACGAUGUCAUCCCGGUCUAGUAAGUAGUGUAUGUGCAUCGCAAACUUCUUUAUGUGUUUACCCUGCUGGAAAAUAUUAGUUCCCUCUACUAAUUUGAUGGUGGUGUGUGGUGGUUUUGUAGUGAUAAGUAACCAUUAGUAUGAUGGCUUAAAAUGAGGUGUUGGGUUUCUUUUCUUAUUAUUAUUUUUUUUUUUUUCCUUCUUUUUCCGUAAACUUUUGUAUAGUUUUGGCGAUUUCAUUUCCAUUUUUUAGGGCUUCAAAGCUUUUGUAAUGGGGCUGGCUUGAUUUAGUGGGGAAUAUUUGCUUGUUUGAGCAGAUUUUUCUGUUAUGUGGGUGAAAAGAAAAAAGGAAAUGUCACAAGGUAUUAUUAGAUUGUGUUUUACACUUCCACUCGGAACGUAAAAUGUAAUACCCCUGUUAAAUGCUCAAAAUUCUGUCAAUGUAGCUUAUUUUUUUUGUGUUAUAUUUGGUUCAGUCUGUAAACCAGUUAUUUGAUUUCUGUGUAUUUACAAUUACAUUAUUUUGAUUCUAUUUUCCUUUA
Messenger RNA from Pistacia vera, 2218 nucleotides. RefSeq lists its product as uncharacterized. NCBI's taxonomy places the organism in Eukaryota, Viridiplantae, Streptophyta, Magnoliopsida, Sapindales, Anacardiaceae. The transcript is spliced from 5 exons. The record is from RefSeq and is a predicted model, not a curated record. The coding region runs from base 258 to 1697 and encodes 479 amino acids.